Ambispora leptoticha is the source of this 1554-nucleotide messenger RNA. The record is from the annotation of a GenBank genome assembly. Lineage: Eukaryota; Fungi; Glomeromycota; Glomeromycetes; Archaeosporales; Ambisporaceae.
AUGAGCGACAAAGAUAGCGAAGACACCACCUUCUUUAUUCCCCCAUUAUGGAGACAGAGACGAUGUCUUGCAAAUGAAAUACUGAAAAAGCAUAAAAUAACUUCAGUGUUGGAUUUUGGCUGCGGUGAAGGAGCCCUUCUCUCCUUUUUGGUGCCACCUUCUGAGGAGAAACCGAUAACGCGUCUUGCCGGUUUAGAUCUAAAUUUGGAAAUUCUGCAACACACCUUGAAAAUUUGUCGUCCCUGGCAACAGGAUUUUGAAUAUUUAAGAUUGUCUCCAUUGACCAUUGAUAUAUAUCAGGGUAGUGUUGAUGUAGCAGAUAGGAGAUUAUGCGGAUAUGAAGCAAUUGUAUGCUUGGAAGUGGUGGAACAUCUUGACCCACCGAUUCUUGAUAAAUUCUUUGAGAUAGUCUUAGGAACAUAUAAACCUAAAAUUUUGAUAGUGUCGACACCUAAUGUUGAAUUUAAUCGAUACUUCCCACAACUGAAAUAUGGAACACCCGAAGCAAUCCUUCGUAAUGAUGAUCAUCGAUUCGAAUGGACUCGUCAAGAAUUUCAGGAUUGGAGUAAAGCAGGCGCAUCUAAAUAUAAUUAUUCAGUUGAAUUCGAUGGUGUUGGACGACUAAAAAUUAGCGAUAGUGAAAUUGGACACGCGACACAAUUUGCAAUCUUCAAAGACUUGCAGGUUGAUGCAAAGCCUAUGCAUUCUUCCUUUGGGGAAUAUCAACUCGUUGAGCACAUUGUGUUUCCACAUUACGACGAACCAGAGAAAACUCACGAAGAAAUUAUUGAGGAAAUUGAUUAUUAUAUGCAAUUUCUUUGUAAUAACUUUGAGUAUAAUUCUUCUGCUUCUGUCGCUUUAAGAAAUCGAUUGAACGUUUCGCCUUCCGUCACUGUGGAUAAAUAUAUAAGUUUCAACGAGUUAUGGGAUAUUCACAGAAUCCGACAAGUCUGCAAAUCUCGCGAGAAGUUAUACGAAACAUUAAAUGCUUGCCCACAUUUCACCAUGAUCAACAGCGAAUGGAUACAAGUUCAUAAAGAAUAUAAACUUGAUGAAGUGGAAGCACAAGAUGAGAUCAAUCAUAAUGAUCUCAAAGGAUCGUACUUCUUUAAUGAUGAAGAUGAAUGCCGUUAUUCGGAAUCAAGUAAUCAAUCGGAUGAAUAUCAAUGCGAUUCAAAUAAUAGCAGUAUAUCAUCCACGACACAAAUUCUGGAAGAGAAUGCUAAUUGGGAUACUUAUAGGUCUCAUACAUGGAAUACAAAUGAUGAAAAUCUUUCUCACACACAACCAUGGGAUAUAGACGAGGAUAAUAAAUUUCCAUCGCAAACAUCAUGGGAUAUUAUAUCAUCGAAUAUGCAAAUAUCAGAUGACAAGAAUGAUGAUAAUUUAUCAUCAUCUAUCAUACAAAGUUCCACCAAAAUUAUCUCUAAUAAUACUGCUACAGUUGAAAGUUCAUCCUUACAAAUAUCAACGAAAAUUAUAGAGAACGAAGAUAUUUUUAAAAAUUUAUCAUGUUUAAAAACCAAUCAAUGGUUGGUAACUUUAGAUAAUUAA